Molecule: messenger RNA, 1361 nt
Organism: Cynoglossus semilaevis (tongue sole)
Lineage: Eukaryota; Metazoa; Chordata; Actinopteri; Pleuronectiformes; Cynoglossidae
Product: fetuin-B-like
Exons: 7
Coding region: 176-1228 (350 amino acids)
Biological process (GO): negative regulation of endopeptidase activity
Cellular component (GO): extracellular region
Molecular function (GO): cysteine-type endopeptidase inhibitor activity
Source: RefSeq, a predicted model, not a curated record
GAGACAGGAGAAAGUCCACCGUCAGCCUCACAGGGGUCUGUCUGGAAAAAAAAACCUUCCACAGGAAGCCUUUCAGUCCAGGACAGGCAUGAGACUGAGACUAAAUGUUGAAAAAUAUCUUCCAGCGUAGCCUUUAACUGUGUGUGUAUGUGUGUGUGUGUGUCUAUGUUAGAAGAUGAAUGUGUAUCUGCUGGUCCUGUGUCUGGCUCUGCUGCAGCAGGAGGGAAGAGCAGACCCAGACACUCAGGGCUGCCACAGUCCUGAGGCGGUGAGAACAGCAGAGGAGGUUCUGGAGCAGAUCAACCAGGACCGGACUAAUGGAUACAUCCUGGGCCUCAACAGAGUGUAUGACCUUUCACACACUCCUGAAACGGUUAAUUCUGGGUCCCUGUACAAACUGACUAUUGAUGUCCUGGAGACCAAAUGUCACAUCACUAGCAAGAAAUCAUGGAAAGAAUGUGAAAUUCGAGAUAUAUCUGCUGUUCCAGUGUACGGAGAGUGUGAGGUAUCUGCCUUGGUUGGUGACCAAGUGAAACUUCAGAGAUACUCAUGUGUACUGCGUGAAGUUCCUGCCACUGCAGUAGUGAGUGUGUGUCCCGACUGUCCCACGGCUGACAAUUUGAACGAACCUGUUGUGAAGGAGACGGUGAAUCUGUCACUGGAGAGGUUCAAUGCAGAGAGCGGACUGGCUAAUAUCUUCGGCCUGGAGAACAUCACCAGAGCCAGCUCACAGUGGGUGGUUGGGCCGUCCUACUUUGUGGAGUUCACUAUAGUGGAGACGGUGUGUUCAAAACAAACAGAUGUCAGCGAACUAAGCAGCUGUCAACCGAUGGACUGUCAAUUUGCACAUAGAGGUUUUUGUUCAGGCUCACACAUGACUGAAGACGACCAGUUUGAAAUCAGACCCAUUGCUGGAAAGAACUUCCAGGACAGGAAGGCUGUGGAAGUGAAGUGUGAAAUCUACGAACCACAGGCUGCCACUGUGGAGGAGCGUGCCCAUGCCAAAGCAGAUACUGACCACACUGUUAACCAGCAACACAACCACACACACCUGCAUGCCCAUGAGCAUGUACACAAAAAUUCACCUUCUGACGUCACUAUUACCUCACCACAGAACUCUCUGGGAACUGUGGUGUAUCUCGCGGCCACGCCCAGAUCUGCCCCCGCGGCCAAGUUGUGUCCUGGCCCACGUCGACACGAUCUGGGUUUAGGCAGAUUCAAACUCUGACGGGCAGAAUGUGGAUCUAUGUCCUUUCAUCUGUCUCUGUGUGUUAUAUCUAAUUACAUUGGACAAAGAAAAUGGUGCUUGUUACUUAUCAAAUUAAACUGAUUGUUGAAUUAAAGCAGUUGGAAAACUGGCA